Messenger RNA from Orbicella faveolata, 2592 nucleotides. RefSeq names its product G protein-coupled receptor 83-like. Gene Ontology annotation, molecular function: G protein-coupled receptor activity. The record is from RefSeq and is a predicted model, not a curated record. Gene Ontology annotation, cellular component: plasma membrane. Lineage: Eukaryota; Metazoa; Cnidaria; Anthozoa; Scleractinia; Merulinidae. Gene Ontology annotation, biological process: G protein-coupled receptor signaling pathway.
CGUUCCCCGUUCCCGUUCCCCGUUCCCAUUCCCCCAUUCUCCGAUUCCCCGUUCCUCCUUCUAAAGAUAGCCAGAAAAAAUGCAUGCUCCUUGUUCAUGUCCGGAAAUUGCUGCAAACCGCAAUCACGCUAGCCUCCUACGGAGACGCCCCUGGCCUUGAAGGCUACAGUCACGCAAAAACCAAAAACCUUUCUCAGUUCCAGACCUCCCAUUAACUGACCGCGUAUUUGAAAUUCAAUAAGGCCGUCACACAGCCCUGAGUUCAGUGUGACAAGACUUACUCGCUGAAAUUUCUUUGUUUGUCAGCAAUACACAAGAUGGGAGACACUGAAGUGGGUUUCACCGUAGCGUUCGUUGUAACAAUGCUCGUGGCAUUGGUGGGGAACACUCUGUUAAUCUACAUCGUGUGGAAAAAACCCGAGACACGAACGCUGACAAGCUUCAUGUUUGUGAACAUGGCAGUGGCCGACUUGUUGACAACACUACUCCAAAUGCCCAUCACAAUAUCCUUCUUAUUGGACGCUCCUUGGAUUCCUGGUCUAGCGGGGACAAUCACUUGCAAAUGUUUCUACUACGCCACGUUCACUUCAAUAACUGCUUCAAUCCUGUGCCUGACCAUCAUAGCAGUGGAUCGGUUUUUCGCGGUUCUCUAUCCUUUCCACAGCAUCGGUUGGUUCAGGAAAGCACAGAUCGUCUCUCCAAUCAUUUGGAUUGUAUCUUUGGCACUGAUGUCUGUCUCGGUGACUUUUAUUAUACUGGACGAGGACAUUACUAUGUGUAGCUAUUACUUCCGCGAGGCCAAGGUGAGCAUGAAAGGCUUUUUUACCCUGUUUUUCGUCGUGAACUAUCUGGUCCCAUUAGUUAUUAUGUCCGUCCUGUACGGAGCUAUAAUUUACAAACUGUGGUCCUACAAGGCCCUUAGCACUGAAGAGGGACGAAACAACCAAGAAGAACAACAGAAGAAGAAACAAUUGGUUCGAAUGCUGGUCAUAGUUGUUGCUGUGUUUGCACUGUGCUGGCUUCCUACAAACGUGUAUCAGUUGGAACUAGGAAUGACAGGCGAUACGUCGUUCUCAAACUUUGGAAAGUACAUUUCCUUUUUACUCAGUCAGGGAAACAGUGCUAUGAAUCCGUGGUUGUAUAUUGGACUAAACAGGAAGUUUCGCCAAAUAGCCUUCUCGUGUACCUCAGAAAACCAGAACAGCAGACGGGAAAAACGCCGGGAAGAGGUAAAGCUCCAAAGAAGAGCAAUGCAAAGGGAGGUUGAGCGCGAGGACUCUGAUUCAUUUCAAGAUAAAUUGUAACUUGGUCUCGUCACAUAACUUAAAGGUCCCUGGUCAGCUUCCGUAAUUUUUGAUGCCAUUGAAAUUAUUGAUAUUGCAUGGUGAAGCAAAAUCCUAAAUUUGUGUUUCUGAAAGUAUGUUUAGUUAUCUUUACUAGUUUCACAGCGAUUUCUUUCAUUUCAACGUGGGCCGAGAAAAAUAUAAUAGCCAAACUCUCGCUUUUAAACAAGAACAAAGGUGUGGCUGACUAGGACCCUUUAAGUCCAGAUCAAAGGAGCUCUCUCUAUCACGCAAUGAUAUGCUCUCCAGAGAGAGGGUCACUGUAGCAUUGCGUGACAGAGGGAGAGUCAGAAAUGGACUAAACUUUGAAUAGGCAGAUUACCUAAACUCAUUACAUUGUCUGUUUAUGUUUAACUUAGUUUCACAUUUGCUACAGUCUGUCCAUAAAAGCUAAAAGUAAAGAUAAAGUCAGUAUACCAGACAUGUGUCCCAUCUGGCCAGUACUUAUCUCAGUUUCUGUAGCAUGAAGUGACUUGGAGUAUUUCUUCUCCCCCCUGGAUGCAAUGCUAGUCUAUUGCAGGGUUACCCCCAGCAUUAAGUUUGCUGGUACCCAUUUAUACACCUGGCUCAGGAGAGAGGCUCUCCACUUUACCCAAUGACACAGAAUGGUGUGCCAUUGAGUUAAGCAUUUGGCGAAGAACACAGCACAUUGUCCCCUGCUGGGGCUGGAACCUGGACCACUCAAUCCAGGGGUGAGCGCACUAACCAUGAGGCCAAUGCGCCUCCAGUACGGUCAGUCCAUACCGGCUCAAUAGUUAUGACUGUCACAGUCGAGAAAAAUUUUCUUCCUGUAGCUUGGCAUGUUCCCUCCACAUAGAUCAGUGGUGUUUUAUGUGUGAAUAUCAUAUGUCAAUCUUGUUAAGGAUAAGAGUGAAGCUACUUAAAGAGAUGUUAACUUAUGCUAGACAAAAUCAGCCAUAGAAAAAUUGCUUGCUUACAAUGAAUUGAUCUUAGGCUUAAACAUGUGCCAGAGACAUUGUCAAGCAAGGUGUAGUCACUAUGAGCUAAAUAAAGCUGCAGAAACUGUAAAGUUUUCUUCCUUAAACGCAUAGUCAAUAGUACUUGGUUAGAUUGUGAAGCUGAAAAUAUAAAAAUUAUAAAAUUUGAAAUUUGUAAUAGUAGAAAUAACUUUUAAAUAACUCUUCAUGUAAGCGAUUUAAACAACUUGUGAUGGAUUAAGAGGAAAAAAUUUUAUUAAGAAAGAGUUUCAAAUAAAGUAAUGGCGAGUUUAAUUAAAAAAAUUCCCGAA